Molecule: messenger RNA, 1713 nt
Organism: Trichoderma reesei QM6a
Lineage: Eukaryota; Fungi; Ascomycota; Sordariomycetes; Hypocreales; Hypocreaceae
Product: aaa ATPase
Exons: 2
Coding region: 1-1713 (570 amino acids)
Biological process (GO): DNA repair; telomere maintenance
Molecular function (GO): ATP hydrolysis activity; DNA helicase activity
Source: RefSeq, a predicted model, not a curated record
AUGAAUUCGUCCCUCGCAGGGAGGGUUGAUGAUAUAGCCAUUGACGACGACGAUGAGGCAGAAGACUUUAUCCUAAUCGAUGUGAGCGAUGAAGAGGAAGAGGAGGAGGAGGAGGAGGAGGAGAUCCCCGACAGCCAAGAAUCGACCCCAGAGCCUGAUGAACCCAUCCUUGGAAUCUCGCAUGUCAACAUCGCCAGAGCAUCAACAACUCCAUCGAGCACUGGGCCGCCGUUGUGCAAGGAGCAACUCGACCUGCUGCACCUCAUCGUCUCCGGACGAAAUGUCUUCUUUACCGGCUCGGCAGGCUGCGGGAAAUCCACCAUCCUGAAAGCCGCGGUGAAGAUGCUGCGUGACAUGGGCAAGAUUGUCCAUGUCGUUGCGCCGACUGGCCGCGCAGCGCUUCAGGUCGACGGCAUGUCGACGUGGUCGUACAUGGGCUGGACGCCGGACUACCACAAGUUCGCCAUGGACAAGCUCAUCUCCAAGGGCUUCCGUACGCACAUCAUGAGGCGCUUGAGGACCACAGAGGUGCUCAUCAUUGACGAGAUCAGCAUGGUGGAAAACCACCACCUGGAGCGCAUCAACAACUGCAUGAAGGCGGUGCUUUGCUGGAAAGAGUACCGGACUGAGAGAGAUGACUGGGAGGCAAUGUCGAGCAUUGAUGCCUUUGGCGGCGUGCAGGUCAUUGUUACGGGCGACUUUUGUCAACUACCCCCCGUCAAGCCAUUCGACUUUUGCAUGCAGUGCGGGAAAGAGUUGAUUGCCGACAAAGACGGAGCCGAGUUCAACUGCGAAGAGAACCACGGUCCAUUCCCGGAGACGGACAAGUGGGCGUUCAAGAGCAAGGCUUGGGAGGAGGCAAAGUUUGCUCACGUGAACCUGAAGGAGAUCCAUCGCCAAAAGGACGAGCACUUCAUCAGGAUGCUGCAGAAGUGCCGUCUGGGGAUCUCUUUCUCGCCUCAGGAGAUGCACACCCUCAUGGAACAUCCGUGCAAGGUGCACAAGGCCACGAAGCUCCUCUGCACGAGAAAAGAGGUUGCCCGGGUGAACCAAGUGAAUUUUGAUAAGCUCAACACUCCAAUAUGGGAAUACCACGCUCUGGACGGCUUCAUCGCUCGUCAAGAAAAGCACAAGCAACUAUCGCAAUAUUACGAGCGUUUUCACGAUGAAACACUGGUGGCUUGCAAAGACAACCGUCUGGAUCGACGCGUUAGGCUGCGUCCCGGUAUGCUAGUGAUUCUGCAGGUCAAUCUCGAUAUCAGGGGGGGCUUGGUCAAUGGAAGUCAGGGCAUCGUUUGCGGGUACGAAGACUUCAAUUCCAAGAGCCUUCCAAUCGCAGCCAAGGGGAAAAAGGCCGACUCCAUUCCUCCUCACCAGCGCAUCACCGGAGAAUAUGCCGAAUUCAGAGAAAGGCAGAUAGAGAGCUUCAUGAUACAGCAUCAGCAUCACCCAACGUUGUGGCCGAAAGUACACUUUCACAACGGCCAGAAGCGCGUCAUCUACCCGACCUGUGUUGUCAAUUCAGUCGGCGAUAAGGAGCCGUAUUCAUUGCUGCAUCGGACGCAGAUACCGCUUAUGCCGGGCUGGGCGAUGAGCGUCCAUCGAAGCCAGGGCAUGACGCUGGAUCGUGUCGUUGUUGACCUUUCUAAUGCCUUUGAGGAAGGCCAGGUCGAGGUCUGGGACAAGGCGACUCUCGCUUCCAACACGGCUUAA